This is a messenger RNA of Poecilia reticulata (guppy), 1418 nucleotides long. It is a transcript of the gene ttc9c, whose product is annotated as tetratricopeptide repeat domain 9C. Lineage: Eukaryota; Metazoa; Chordata; Actinopteri; Cyprinodontiformes; Poeciliidae. Gene Ontology annotation, molecular function: protein binding. The record is from RefSeq and is a predicted model, not a curated record.
AUGAAAGAGAAUCAAUAAGUAUGGAAUCCAAUUUCAACCACAGUCUAGUGUGUAAAUUCUGACUUAUAGUGUGAGAUACUUUCUCAUAUCUUUAGAAUGACUAUUUCCUGAACAUUACCACUAAAACUCAAAUUACAUAAAAUGUGGUCAACGAACACUAGAGGGCAGCAUCACGAUUACCUGUAGUGCCAGAGUCCAGAAGAAAAAGAAGAAGAAAAGCCGGAAGCAAAAAUAGGUAGACUGGCGAGCUGAGAUGUUUGUCAUUUUAUAGAAAUAAGUUUUUCUUUGCAUUUUAAUUAUCACCAUAAGCUGACCAGCAGCACAGCAGAGAUGGAGGCUUUUGGAGCAGACGAUAAUCCUGAUGUGGAGGGGGCAGUGGCAGCAGAAGCGGGUCCUGCUGGACACAGCGAGACUUCUGCCAAGCCCGUUUCGGUUUUGCUGGAAGAAGCAAUCCAGUUCAAAACUAAAGGAAAUGCUUUCUACAAGCAGAAAAACAUCCGCUCUGCCAUUGGUCAUUACCACCGCGCCCUGCUGGUGCUCCGAGGCCUCGACUCCACUGUGAUGGCACCAGUGAAAGGAUUUGGACCUGAGAAACCUCCUCUCUCACUGGAACAGGAGGCUUUACUUAGAAACACACAAGUUGACUGCUACAACAACCUAGCUGCCUGUUUGCUGCAGAAACAGAAGGUGGAUUCCACUCGGGUCCUGGAGUACAGCCUGCGGGUGCUGCAGUGGCAGCCAGGCAACGUCAAGGCGCUGUACAGGGCGGGGGUGGCCACUCUGGAGAUGGGAGACGCACAGACAGCCAAACAAUACCUCACCCAGGUCUGCAAAGAGCAACCAAAUGAUGCUAAUGUGAGGAAGCACCUGCAGAGGGCAGAGGAGAAGCUAAACCGGGAGCUGCAGAAAGAGAGAGCCAUGUAUCAGGGCAUGUUCUCCUCCAGCUCAAAGGACGGCACAGCGGAGAGGGUUAACCCGCCCAACAGAGCUGGUGACGGAGUUUAGACGGACUCUGUGCCAAACGAAACCUCAACCUCAGACAGGCUGGACCACCUGAGAGGAAAAUACACACUUGUUGAAAAGUAAUGCUGACAGGUUUUUGAGUUUGAAGGAGGAAUAGGAAUGUUAAGGUUUCUGCAGAUUACAGACCGCUGGGAAGCAGCGAGCAGGACAGUAAACAUGUCAUGGCUGAAAAUAGAAAGAAGAGGACAGAAGAGUUAGUUUCCUAGCAACAUGAAAAUGAAGAAAGUCAAGUAAUCUGUGCUCAUGAACGUCAAAGUGGCUCCUUAUGCACUACCAAAAUGCCUCUAUGAUUGUCUUUCAGUAAUAGGAAUGUUGGUUUUUGAGUUUUCCAGAAUUUUUUUUAUUUAAAAAUCUAGUUUGUUUUCUCUAAAUAAAAUGUACAUAUUUUAGACACA